UCUGACACUUGCUGGUAAGCAUUUCUUCUUCUUAUUCAAGGCAUAACACAAUAUUCUGAUGAAACCCCGACCUUACAAAGCGAUUUCCGAAUGAGAAAUCCACUGCACAACUUUUCUUUUAUGCAGUGCUUCAGAUGUCGUUGUCCCUCCUGCUUUGUCUAAAUACGCUGAAAUACUAAUCAUUUGUAUAUUCCAACCUCUUCUUCCUUUCAUAUGAUUUUGACGUUCGUACGAUCAUGCCUUCCUGGUGUUGCAAUUUUAAUGGCCAGCAGUGUAUUACCAAAGGUAUUUAUCACCCCGCGAAUCGUAUGUGAACUCUCUCUCUCCGUGACAACACUUUAUCUCUUUGAUUUUUAAAUAAACCCUUGUUAAUUGUUAAGUGUAUCUGAGUCACUUCCAAUGUUGUCUCUCGAACUGACAUUAUGAAUUUGUCUGACCACGUACGGGACCGCUCGCGCUAUGGCGUGACAUAAUUGCCAUCUCGGUUUCCGUGUUCCAAGAAACGCGGUGGUGUCAAUCCUGACAGGGUACCAAAGAGGUGCCGACCCAAAAGAUCACAAUAAGUAGUUAAUAUUUAAUAUCUUCAAAAAUUCUUUGUUCAAUUUAAAAUUGGCCAAUAAAAAAAAAUUGUGUAGCGAUUGAUUAUGUAAGUGGUGUAAGUCCAAUUUGCAUAGAGAUAGGUGGCGGGAUCAUAUGAUUACAUUUGUUUUAUUUCAUGUGUCAAAGAUAACCUUACUUAUUUUCUUCCAAAAAUGGAUAAUUUCAUAUUAACAUUAGAUAGUGAUACAGGUAAGAAGAAAUUAAUAAGAAAUCAAUAUUAUUUUAUAACAAUUGAAAAUAUUUAUUUUAUUUAAUUAUAAAUAAAUUCACACAAAAAUAAAACCCAUAAAUAUAAACAAAAGAAGAAUCUUAGAAUUGGAGGAUGAAGACAAUUCCACUAAGAAAAACACAUAUUUAAUGAAACUUAAAAAGAGAAGAAGAAUUAUAGAGGUAGAAUCUUCAUCACAUGAAGAUCUUGUUAGUCAAACCUUUGAUUCUGCAAAAGAAAAUAAUGUAAAAUAUAUGCAACGAAUAAGCAAACGUAAGCGGAAUGCCGGACAAGAGUAUUAUACCAAAAAAGAUAAAUUUAUUCCAGCAAAAAAAUUUGAAUAUAAAAAUUGUAACUGCUCCAAGAAAUGUAUAGAACAUGUUAAUGAAGCAGAACGUAAAACAAUUUUUGAUCACUUCUGGAAUAUAGGUGAUUUUAAUAAGCAAAAUGUAUUUCUGUAUUGUAAUGUUCAUCGUGAAACUGAAAAGAGAAGAAAGCCAAGAAAUUAUCUGGGCAGUUUGAGGAGUUAUGCUUAUAAAUUUUACUUGGUCACUUCUCGUGGGAACAUUUUAGUAUGCAAGAAGUUUUUCAUUAAUACUUUUAAUAUAUGUACUGGACGAAUUGAUCGUGUCUUAAAAGCACAUGGUAUUUCAAAAGACAAGCAUGGACAAAUGGAUGGCUCUUGCAGAACUAGUGAACUAGCGACAAAUACAGCGAUAAAACACACAAAAAGUUUUCCAGCAUUUAAAAGUCAUUAUACUCGAUCCAAAAAUCCAAAACGAAUGUUUUUGCAUCCAGAAUUAAACAUAAGAAAAAUGCUUAAUUUGUACUUAGAAAAAUGUAAGGAAAAUAACUUAAGUUCAGUUAAUGAAUGAACAUACAGGAAAAUGUUUAAAUGAGAUUUCAACUUACAUUUCCAUCUGCCAUGUAAAGAUACCUAUGCAAGAUGCGAUUUCCUCAACAUGAAAAUUCAGACAACAAAUAAUGAAGAAAAAAAAGUGACUCUUGUACAAAGCCAUGAUGUUCACUUGAAAAAUGCUGAAUUGGCAAGAAAAGCAUUGCAAGAAGAUAAAAUUCUGGCAUCAAAACAUCUCAAUAAAUACUUUGCCUUUUCUUUUGAUUUACAAAAAGCCUUACCCUAUCCAAAAUUAUCUGUUUCAAUAGCAUAUUAUAAGCGAAAUAUGUAUCUUUUAAAUGAGGGAUUUCAUAAUUUCCACAACAAUAAAGUUAAUAUGUAUGUGUGAGACGAAACUACUGCUUCCAGGAGUCACAAGAAAUAGCUUCUUGCUGUCUGAGACAUUUACAAAAUGUAACAACUCAAAGUCAUGUUAUUGCAUACAGUGAUAUGUGUAUUGGGCAAAAUCAAAAUUUACAAAUGGCAUUGUUGUGGUUGAGAGUUGUCCAGUCUUUGGAAAAUAACAUCGAAGUAAUUGAUCAUAAAUUUUUACUCUCCAGGCAUUCAUUUCUUCCAAACAAUCCAGAUUUUGAUAUUAUAGAAAUGGCAUUAUGAAAAAAGAAUUUCUUGUACACACUACAGGAUUAUUAUGAUGUUAUAAAACAAUGUAGAAAAAACAAUGAAUUUAUUUUACAUGAAAUGAAACGAGAGAAUUUCGUUUCAACAAAAAAUUUACAAAACACAAUUCAAAAACGGGUAAGAAAAAAUACUAAUGGAGAAAAGGUAAACUGGCUGAAAAUAUGUUGGAUGAAGUUUUGCAAAAGUGCACCAUGUACUAUUUUAUAUAAAACAUUGAUGGAGGACACAGAAUUUAAGACAUUACAUUUAUCACCUACAUGCCAGGGAAGACUGUCAAAAUUUGAGAGAAUCACCCUGAUGCCUUUGUAUAAUGAUGCCAGACCUAUUAUAUAUGAAAAAUAUAAGGAUAUGGAGCAGUUAUUACAUUAUAUACCUUCUGUGCAUUAUGAAUAUUUCAAAACACUGCCACAU
Molecule: messenger RNA, 2753 nt
Organism: Centruroides sculpturatus (bark scorpion)
Lineage: Eukaryota; Metazoa; Arthropoda; Arachnida; Scorpiones; Buthidae
Exons: 1
Coding region: 958-1683 (241 amino acids)
Source: RefSeq, a predicted model, not a curated record